Xiphophorus couchianus (Monterrey platyfish) is the source of this 1792-nucleotide messenger RNA. Its product is annotated as myb-like protein X. NCBI's taxonomy places the organism in Eukaryota, Metazoa, Chordata, Actinopteri, Cyprinodontiformes, Poeciliidae. The record is from RefSeq and is a predicted model, not a curated record. The transcript is spliced from 7 exons. The coding region runs from base 86 to 1000 and encodes 304 amino acids.
UUGUUAUUGUAGACUCAGGUUGGCUGAGGUUGCAUUCUGCUGCUGCUUUAGUGUUUCAACGUCCUGGUUCUGUCCUCCUGUUGCCAUGAAGGCUGUUUUUUGUUUUUAUAACUGGUGGAUUCUCUUCCUCAUUGUUUCCUCCAGUUCUUCUGCUGAUAAUACUUCAGCUGAAAUGGACCAAAGCAGCAAUCUGAAAUGGGCCCUGAUAGGUGGAGCUGUUGGAUUGGCUAUUGGUGUUAGUGUUGUUUUCUGUAUAUAUAAGGUGUCAGUAAAGAAAAGGCAACGAGACAUUGAGUCGAGCGGUGGUCAGUCAGAGUCUCUUCUUUCCACCGAGAAUCCUGCAGAAAGGGAAAAUAGACGAACUGAGACAACCAAUGGGAACUCUGACCUUCAGAGGGAAAACAAACAGUUACAUGACACACUGAAUGCAGUAAAACAUGAACUGGAGAACCAGAAAGAUCAGCUGAACCAGAAACUCCAAGAUGUUGAGACUAAGAGGAAGAAAAACAAAGAGGAAGUUCAGAUUGUGGAGAAAAAAAUAAGGAGAGAGUCAAUGCAGUCCAUGGACCUAAACGCUGAGGCAGCAAGUGAUGGAGAGCAGCCGCACGAAACCACGAAUGAAGUGGAACAGGAAAGUGAAAACCUGACUGAACACUUCACUGAAACUGGAAAGGAGAAAACCGAUGAGAACAAACAGUGUCUUGACUUGCUGAACGCAGUAAAACAUGAAGAGAACCAGAAGGACCAGCUGGACCAGAAACUCCAAGACGUUCAGACUAAGAGGAAGGAAAACAAAGAGGAAGUUCAGAUGGAGGAGGAAAAAAUAACUGAGAAGAAAAGCUCUGAUUACAUGGAGCAGCUAUUAAAAGAAAAAGGAAAGCUGUUACAGUCCCAGUGGAAUCUGGAUGAGGAGAAGAAACAUUAUGAAAGACAGAUACUGAACAUCGAGAAGGCUUUGGAACCUAUAGAGAUGUACAUGAUGAAAACAGAAGUAAAAUGAGGAGGUUUAGAAAAAUAAAAGAAAAUGUAUCUUAAACAGAACAAAGUACUAAAGAAACACAUGUGGAACCAAAUCAGCAAGAUUUGAUUCCACAUGUGUUGUGGAAUCAAAUACAUGUCUUUGACUAAAGCUAUACUUUAGUCAAAGUACAGCUUUGAAUCUGUACUUUGACUCCCACUGUUCACUACUAAAGUCCUUUUUGUUAUCACUUUACAGAUUCCAGAUUUAAUUCUAGAGAAGAGAUAACAACAACACUGCAGUAUUUAAACGGGGGAUCCAGCUGAUUGUUCAGUUCAUUUUGAUUGUUUUUUUAUAAAAUAUAUGUCAUGGUUAAACAUUAAUCAAGUUUGUAAAUCGAAUGUACAUUUCUAAAACUUACAGAUAUCACCAUCGCAGGGACAUUUAAGAUUCGAUUACAACAACAUUUUGUAUUAGGCUAAAAAAAAGUUCUUUAACAUGUCAGAUGCAUAUUAAGCUGUUUUGUAAUAUGUGAUUUUUUAAAAGUUUUUAACAUUGAAAUAUUUUCAGUGUUCCUGAUGUUCUCUCUUUUAAAUACAUGUCAUAUUUUGUGGGAAGUUAGAUUUUAUUCCUAGAAAUUUUGUCCUGAUAUUUAAUUACUGAAAUACUGUGUUUAUUGCCUUAAAUAGUUAGGAAUUCAGAAAAAGUUGCACAUCAUGAUUUUGAUUAAGGAGACAGAAAAUGUAUGAGAGGUCAAUGAAUAAUGAAUAUUGUAUCAAAAACAACUUUUUAUGAAAGUUCUGGAAUUUUUUUAUAAAACUCUUCCAAAUCAAA